AUGACAAUGUCAUUUGUGCUGCCCAUAGCUGCCCCAUAGCUCGAUCCAUCAGCAAAAACUACCAUUUCUUGCUCGAUAACCACCUGCGAACAGUUUGCACGCGCGUUGGCAGCCGCGCGGCAUCCAUGAGGCAUGCCAGCCUCCUGUGGCUGCUUUAUUACAAUGCAGACGGGGCAUCCAAGAGCACCAACGAGCAAGGAGCGCACAAGAAGGGCCGCGGCAACGAGCACAAUAGCAAGGAGCUGCCCCACGUGACCCUCAAGAGCAAGGAAGGCAAGCCGCUCCACGUGACGCUGAGCAGCAAGGAGCGCGCGCAGCAGCGCCACGACAACAUUGUUAUUAGGAACCAGGCGGCGCAACGAGCCGAGGACGCCGAAUGGGACCCGCUGCGGCGCCAGCGCGCCGCGCGGCAGCGCCUGCGACAUCACCACGCGGCCUUCGUGCCGCCGAGCCGCAACGCGGCGCCGCUGUGUGGGAGCGACAAGUUCCCGAUGCGCUUGCGGAGCUACUCGCAGCUCAACGAGGACCAGGAGCUCCUCCGGAGCUACUUCUGGAACAAACGAAGUGGCACAUAUCUGGAGAUCGGCGCGUACAACGGUGUGUGGAUGUCGAACACAUUACUGUUCGAGGAGACGUACGGCUGGACGGGGCUCCUGGUGGAAGCAAACCCGCGCCUCUUCGACGAGUGCGUGCGGCACCGCCGCAAGGCGACCCGGGUCAAGGCCGCGGUCUGCCGCGGCGGCGGGUCCGUACUUUUUGGACGGGCGCGGGGCCAGGCGCCCGGCUCGGGCCGCGUCUUCGCGCCGCAGUCGCCGGCGGGCAUGAUCGGCAUGACCCGGGCGACCUGCGUGCCCUUCGAGGACGUGACGGCCGCCGCCGGCAUCGAGCGCUACGACCUCGCGAGCAUCGACGUGGAGGGGUCCGAGUUCGACAUUCUCCAGUCCUUCGACUGGAGGCAUGUCCACGUCGACGUCCUCAUCUGUGUCGAAAUCAAAAUUGUACGGCGCGUUCGUGCUGAAUCAUCGCGUCGUCCUCCACGCCGUCGACGCGAUGCCUGCUCGAUGGCGUGGCGAUGCCGAUUCCUCGCCGCUCGACGGAGCCAGCACGGCCGCGUCGUCACCGAGAAAUGACUUAGUGAAGAAUUAUCGGUGCACCCGACGCACUGGUUGAUUUCCACACAGGUUCUCAUCGUCGAGUGGAACAAGGUGAAAGGAGACGCCCUCGCCGAUUUACUUGAGGAUAGAGGCUAUACGCGCGACGCGACGUGGCGCGGGUCGGACGUCAACCAGGUCUGGCUCCACGCCAACUUCACGCGGUCCGAGGCGCCCGACUCGGUGUGGGAGCGCGUGUCCGUCGAUAAGGUGUCGCACCGGGUCUCGGACGUCGGCCUGGGCUACAACUACACUUGUGAUUCGGACUGCGGCGCGUGCACAAAGCUUCGAAGUGUGCGGCCGACGCUCUCGGGAGGGUAAAUUUUAACAAUGUGCACAU
Messenger RNA from Pelagomonas calceolata, 1491 nucleotides. Lineage: Eukaryota; Pelagophyceae; Pelagomonadales; Pelagomonadaceae. The record is from the annotation of a GenBank genome assembly.